Dovyalis caffra is the source of this 912-nucleotide messenger RNA. Lineage: Eukaryota; Viridiplantae; Streptophyta; Magnoliopsida; Malpighiales; Salicaceae. The record is from the annotation of a GenBank genome assembly.
AUGGCAGAUGAGACGGAAAUGACUAACGGUGUCAAGGAUGAUCAGACGGCAGGAGAGGAUUUCUGCGAUCUCGAUCAAGUGGAGAAUGAAACCAAGCUAAAGCAAAGGAUCGAAUCUUUAGAGACCGAGAAGCACUCACUAGCUGAUGAAAAUGAAGAAAUCAAAUAUCAGUUCGCAAAAUUGACGAUCGAGAUUGAAUCGCUGAAAUCAGAGGAUUCAAAUCUGAAGCUUAGGAUUUCGGAGUUGGAGAGGGAAGUUGAGCAGUCGGAGGAGACCCAAAGAACGCUUGAAGCGAUAGCGGGGAAAGCUGGAGAGCUUGAAACAAAUGUUUCUAGGCUUCAACAUGACUUGAUUUCGGCGAUGAGUGAAGGAGAUGAAGCGAAUAAGGAGGUUGCGGAGUUGAAGAGGGUGGUGAGCGAGAAGGAAGUGAAAAUUGAGGAGUUGAAGAAGGAGAAAGCAGAGAUUGAGAUGAAAGUGAGGGAAUUGGAGAGGAAAAUUGGGGUUUACGAGGUGAAGGAGAUUGAGGAGAAGAGUAAGAAAGUGAGGCUUGAGGAGGAGAUGAGAGAAAAAAUAAGUGAGAAAGAUACGGAGAAUUUUGAGUGUAAGAAGAGAAUUAAGGAGUUGGAAAGUCAAGUGGUGGAGAAGGAGAGGUUGGAGGAGAACUUGAGGGAGUCAGAGGAGAAGGUGAAAGAAAUGGAAGGGAAGCUGCUGGAGUUACAAAAGAAGACAGAGGAAGCGGAAAAAGUGGUUGGUGGAUUGAAGGAGAGAACUAGGGAGGUCAUUAAUGGGAUUGAGAUUGAGAGUAGGGAGAAGGGGUUUAAGGUGCAGUCACCCGUGGUUGCAAUUGGGUCAGUAGGUGCUGUUGUUGUUACAGCUGCAGUGGUUUAUGUUUGCUUUGCGAGGAGGCGGUGA